Molecule: messenger RNA, 1743 nt
Organism: Thlaspi arvense
Lineage: Eukaryota; Viridiplantae; Streptophyta; Magnoliopsida; Brassicales; Brassicaceae
Source: the annotation of a GenBank genome assembly
UCUCAACCUAAGUUUCAAAACUUAGAAAAUGAUACACCCAUGCGUUUCCAAUGGAAGAAACCCAUUAAUCUCGCCAAACUUCGGAUUGAAAACUUCCCCACCAAGACUCUUCCCCGUUUCUUGAGACAAAUCCGCUGUUCUCACUCUCAGAACCCCAAAAACACCAUUGACAAGCCCUCAGCCCCUCAAAGCCAUCUCUUCGAACCCAUCAUUUUAGACCCCAAUGAAGUCCCUCCUAUUACGAAAAAGAAAUUUUAUGUGGAGAGAAAAGACAAUUCUUCCCCUGCUGGCAGUAAACAAAUGGUGGUUUUGUGUGGAUUAGGCUACUGGGUGCAGGGUUUCAGGGGAUUCCCUUGGCUGGGUCUUAACUUCCAUAUGGCUGACAAUCUCAGUUUACGUCCUUCAACUCUUCAACUUGUGCAGAAUGCUGCUAAUCUGCCCAUGGUGGUAAAACCUCUGUACGGAAUCUUGUCUGAUGCCAUUCAUAUCUUUGGAGGCCACAGAAUACCUUAUAUUUGUCUUGGAGUUGAGAGAAGUCAAUGUGCGCUGUUACUGAGAACAUUGGGAGGUGGGAAAUGUACUCAGACUGAGUUCAGUUUGGUCCUAUCAUGGGGCUCAGUGGCAAUGAUACCAGUUGCAAGUGAAGCCCUUCCUACUCUCAUGGCAUGUGUUCUUCUUAGUAAUCUUGGAGCAUCCCUUACAGAAGUUGCAAAUGACGCUCUUAUAGCUGAAUAUGGCCAGAAGCACAAAAUGAGAGGCCUCCAGUCUCAUGCAUUUAUGAUUUCAGCUGCUGGUGGAAUCUUAGGCAACUUAUUGGGUGGUUUUUUCUUAUUGAAGACACAACAGCCCAAGUCUAUGUUUCUAAUAUUCACUGCUCUACUUGCUGUUCAACUUGCAAUUUCUCUCAGAACAAAAGAGGAUUCUCUUGGUUUACCUCACACAUCGAGCCAAGGUCUAGGAAGGAAAUUUAUUUCAGAUCGCAUUAGAAAACAAUAUUCUAAUCUUAUGAUGGCAGUUAAUGAAGAGAGUAUCUCUCGACCUCUUAUUUGGAUUGUAGCUUCAAUUGCCAUGGUUCCAAUCCUAUCAGGUUCUGUAUUUUGCUACCAAAUGCAAUGUUUAAAUCUUGACCCGUCGGUGAUAGGGAUGUCUCGAGUAACUGGCCAAUUGAUGCUUCUUUCGAUAACCAUUCUUUAUGAUCGUUUCUGGAAAAAUAUUUCAAUGAGAAAAUUAAUUGGUAUAGCACAGAUUUCAUAUGCUGCUUCUCUUCUUAUUGACCUUAUCUUAGUGAAGCAGAUGAACCUUAAACUGGGAAUUCCAAAUGAAGUGUUUGUUCUUUGCUUUUCGGGGUUAGCUGAAACACUUGCACAAUUUAAGCUCUUGCCAUUUCAAGUACUUUUUGCAAGUUUGGCUCCUCCAGGUUGUGAAGGAUCUCUCACUUCUUUCUUGGCCUCUACCUUGUGUUUAUCAUCAAUAGUUAGUGGAUUUUUGGGUGUUGGAUUGGCUUCUCUUCUUGGAAUAAGAUCAGGGGAUUACUCUAGCUUGCCUGUGGGAAUUAUUGUACAGUUUCUUGCUGCUUUGAUUCCUCUUAAAUGGAUUUAUAAGGUCCCCUUCUCUCCAUCUGUUAUAAAGGAAAAGCAGCGAGGUAGGAGUAAAAGAACUCGAAGAAACAGGAGAGUUGGAAGGGUUGGUUUUGGAUCAAUUUAUGCCUACAGGAGAGAGCGAGGGUCUGAGUCACCGAGGUGA